Penicillium longicatenatum is the source of this 294-nucleotide messenger RNA. RefSeq lists its product as uncharacterized. The record is from RefSeq and is a predicted model, not a curated record. The transcript has 2 exons. The coding region runs from base 1 to 294 and encodes 97 amino acids. NCBI's taxonomy places the organism in Eukaryota, Fungi, Ascomycota, Eurotiomycetes, Eurotiales, Aspergillaceae.
AUGAAGCUUUCUGCCAUUACCGUGAUGUUUGUUGCUGCUACUGCUGUUGCCGCAGAGGGCUCCAAGAAGAUUUUCGAGGUCGAGGGUCUCGACACCUGGAAUGAACAAGAAGCGAAGGAUCUCUUGCAAUGCAGCGUCACCACCCUCAAUGCCUUCGACCGCGGCGUUACUGGAAAUAAAGCUUCCUGUAACAUGUUCCGAUGCCUUCAGAACUAUGCGGAUACCUAUAACCGAGGUGGCGUUUUCCAGAAGCUAUCGCAGAUUCUCGAUAUUGUUUGCGUGCUGCCAUUUUAA